GAAAGUUUUACCAUCAAACGUCAUAUUCAAUGCUUCUCAAAGCACCAAAGUUAGCCUCGUUCGAUACAGUCGCUGCUCCAGUCAAGUGAACACGCCUACUGUAGGUAACUCAUUGUGCACCACGACAGCCAACCCUGCAUCUACCAUUGUCUUGGGAUUCCUGACAACUUUUGAAUACAACCACCACCAUGCCUACACUGGCGUUGACGAAUUUCAACAUCGUGUGCGCCUCGCUUGGCGGGUUCAUCACCUUGUUUGGCCUUGUGUCUUAUUUGAUGAAAGAGAAGUUCUACCUCUCAGAAGCGCUGAUAUCCCUCAUUGCUGGACUCAUCUUUUCCCCGCAUGCAACCAACUGGAUACGACCGCACGAAUAUGCUCUGCAUUCUAUUGAAAACUUGGACUCCAUUACCUUGUACUUCACCCGCGUCGUACUUGGCGUGCAACUAGUCCUUGCCGGCGUGCAACUGCCGUCGAAGUACCUGAAAACAGAAUGGAAGAGUCUGGCCUUACUCCUCGGUCCCGUCAUGACGACUAUGUGGCUCAUCACCAGCCUCCUCGUCUUCGCACUGGUCCCUCAUAUAAGCUUCUUGCAGGCCUUGGCGGUUGGUGCUUGUGUCACCCCUACAGACCCUGUGUUGUCCAACUCUAUCGUCAAGGGCAAGUUUGCGGACAAGAACAUUCCCAAGGAACUUCAGAAGAUCAUUGUUGCUGAGUCUGGAGCUAAUGAUGGAUUGGGUUACCCCUUCCUGUUCCUGCCACUUUAUCUAAUCCAGCACAUUGGCAGUCAUGGGAACGAUGGCUUUGGUCAGGACGGCAAAGCAAGUACCGCCAUUAGAUUGUGGUUUGGAGAAACGUUGGGAUACACCAUUAUCUUGAGUGUCAUCUACGGCGCCGUCGUAGGAUGGCUCGCAAAAGAGUUGUUGCAUUGGGCUGAAGAGAGGAAGUACGUUGAUCGCGAAAGCUUCCUCGUCUUCGCCAUCACCCUCGCUCUAUUCAUCGUCGGCACCGUUGGCAUGAUCGGAAGCGACGAUGUCCUAGCCUGCUUUAUCGCUGGCAACACAUUCACCUGGGACGACUGGUUCCGCCUCGAGACCAUGGACGACUCCUUCCAACCAACCAUCGACAUGCUCCUCAACGUAUCGAUAUUCAUCUGGUUCGGGGCGAUCUGCCCAUGGGCAGAGUUCUACCAUAACAACGUCAUCCCCAUCUGGCGACUAGUCAUUCUCGGUAUUUUAGUUCUCCUACUCCGCCGCCCUCCUAUCGUUUUCGGGAUGCACAAGCAGAUCCACCAGAUCGAGCAAAAGCGACAAGCACUCUUCGUCGGUUUCUUCGGCCCCAUUGGUGUCAGUGCCGCUUUCUACCUCUAUGUCAGCAUUGAGUUCCUCAACAAGAUCAAAGUCGACGAUGGAACUAGAGAGGACGCAGCGUACCUUAUUGAAGUCAUGAACGUGGUCAUCUGGUUCCUGAUCAUCUGCUCGGUCAUCGUCCACGGCCUUAGCAUUCCCCUCGGCAAACUCGGUUUCUUCAUCCCUCGCACGCUUUCGCGCGCCAUCUCAUCUCGAAGCGAAGAGCCGGAGCCGUUCUACGUUGCAGAGGGCGCCGACGAUGCAAUUACAGAUAUCGAGCAGCGGCUUCGACGCCGUCCAGGUUGGUCGCGUACGGGAGGUGAUUCGUUGCCAAACCGCGUUGUGCGCAUUGGCAGGUCUAUCAUUCGCUCCGGCGACAACUCGAGGAGUCAGUCGAGAAGUAAUGUGCAGACGCCUAUGCCACUAUCGGCUGCGCCGACGAUGGCAAGAGGCGAGGGAGGGACUGGUGAGGCGAGUGCAGCGGCGAGCACGGCGGAUGUGGGUUUGCAGAGGACGAUUCGAUUCCCUGAUGAGGAGCCGGUAGGAGCGAAGCCCUAGACUCAAAAUGACCCCUUCACAGAUGGCUGGGAAGGUCCUUACGCAGCACUACAUGAACCGUAUCACAAU
This is a messenger RNA of Macroventuria anomochaeta, 1973 nucleotides long. RefSeq lists its product as uncharacterized. NCBI's taxonomy places the organism in Eukaryota, Fungi, Ascomycota, Dothideomycetes, Pleosporales, Didymellaceae. The record is from RefSeq and is a predicted model, not a curated record. Gene Ontology annotation, biological process: sodium ion export across plasma membrane; proton export across plasma membrane; regulation of membrane potential. Gene Ontology annotation, molecular function: sodium:proton antiporter activity. The transcript is spliced from 2 exons. Gene Ontology annotation, cellular component: plasma membrane. The coding region runs from base 189 to 1904 and encodes 571 amino acids.